UAGAAAAGACACUGCCCUUUAACCCAGAAACGUACAGGCCAAUGAAAUUCGCUUCCUGUUCAUGAGCGUGUCAAGGGAAUGGCGGUGAGUAGAGACAUUUAACGUCAGAAUGGCCGAGAAACUACACAUACUUUUAGCCAUUACUUUUCUCCUGUGUUGUCCUUCGACUUCAACUGUGAUACAAGAGGGCGAUGAAGGUAUAGACUUCUCGAAAUACACGCAUCAUGGUAAUUUAACGGCGCUUUUCCAAGGUUUGACAGUUCGCUACCCGGAGUUAGCACGUCUCCAUUCGGUAGGGAAGAGUUUAUAUGACCGAGAACUUUGGGCUUUACAAAUAUCAGACCGGGUUGAUUCCGUGGAACCUGGUGAACCGAUGUUUAAAUAUGUCGGGAAUAUGCAUGGAAAUGAAGCUGUGGGCAGACAAAUGCUGGUUUAUUUGGCGCAGUACUUGUUGUCAAAUUACGGAAAGGACGAAAGAGUUACCCAUAUUGUGGAUACCACGAACAUAUUUAUUAUGCCCUCUAUGAACCCAGAUGGAUUCGAAACUGCUAAGGAACACAGUUGUUUCGGGUCGGUCGGACGAGGCAACAGCAAACAGGUUGAUCUGAAUCGCAAUUUUCCAGAUCAGUUUCAAGUGCCGAGUUAUAACCUUCCAAUCCAGCCAGAAACUCAAGCCAUGAUAGACUGGAUUCAGUCUAACAAGUUUGUCCUCUCUGCUAAUUUACACGGCGGAAGUGUGGUUGCUAGUUACCCGUUUGAUGAUUCAGCCAAGCACAUUCAGGAUGGUGUGUACAGUUCAGCGCCGGACGACAAGGUGUUUAAGCUUCUGGCGAGGACGUAUGCCACGAACCAUCGCACCAUGUUUACGGGUACAGUGUGCAAAGAUGAUGACUUUCCAGGCGGAAUUACGAACGGAGCAGAUUGGUAUGACGUACCAGGUGGAAUGCAGGACUAUAACUAUCUCCAUAGCAACUGUUUUGAGAUCACCUUGGAGCUGUCCUGUUGUAAAUAUCCCGAUCACGGAAUCCUGUAUGAGGAAUGGCUCAACAACAAAGAGUCACUCUUGGCCUACCUGGAAAUGGUACACAUCGGCGUGAAUGGCUUCAUCACGGACAAGUCCACAGGGAAGGGCAUCCCUGACGCGACCAUUUCCGUGGAUGGCAUCAAGCAUAAUGUGACGUCCGCAGGAUUUGGUGACUACUGGCGUCUCCUGGUGCCAGGGGCUUACACAGUCAGAGUGUCCGCAGAGGGGUAUGUGGUUGACUCUCAGGAAGUGGUGGUGCCUGAGGGGCCAGGCCUACAGGUUAACUUCACCCUGACACCUGUCACAGGUGUGUCAGCUCAGCUCAUGGACAACACUGUGAACAUCAGAGCAGAUGGCAGGGGAGGGGGAAGGGGACGGGGAGGGGGUGUGCUAUGCACUAAUUGUUCUUUAAUCUAA
Molecule: messenger RNA, 1441 nt
Organism: Liolophura sinensis
Lineage: Eukaryota; Metazoa; Mollusca; Polyplacophora; Chitonida; Chitonidae
Product: carboxypeptidase D-like
Exons: 5
Coding region: 110-1441 (443 amino acids)
Biological process (GO): peptide metabolic process; protein processing
Molecular function (GO): metallocarboxypeptidase activity; zinc ion binding
Source: RefSeq, a predicted model, not a curated record